CACCCGCGGCCCCUCCGGUGCCCGUCCCGGGCCACUGCACGGGGAGGGAGAAAACCCAGGGGGAGGCUGGGCGGGGGUCGUCGCUGCCCCGGCAUCCCGCAGCCGCCGGCAGUGACCUCCCAGCCGGGCGGGGAGAGCCCGGGCUGGCGCUGCGGAGCCGUGCGGACCCGGGGCGGCGGGAGCCCGCGGGAGAACGAGGCCGGGAGGCGACCGGCGGCAUCCCCGCCCCGCCGCGCCUCCCUAGCGACGGUCGCCAGGCGACGCCCAUCUUCCCUAGUGACGGUCGCCAGGCAACGCCCAUCCUCCCUAGCGACGGUCUUAGGGACCACUCCCCGUCCCUCGCCGAGGCUCCGGGGCCACAUCCCAGCCUCUCUUGCCCCGGCACCCAUCGGGUGAGGUGCUGCCAACACCCCGAUCCUGCUGCAGAGCCUCCACCCUUGCCAGCCUUCCUCCUCCUCCUCCUCCUCCUCCUGUUGCCCUCGAGGGCCUUCAAGCAGCCAGCUGAGCUCUGCCGUGCAGCCAGCAGGAGCCUGGGUGGUGCUGGGCCCAUCUGCCCCCUGUCCUGCAGCCCCAUGGCCGGGAAUGCUGAGAUGGCAUCCCUGGAAGAGAGCUUCCGCAAAUUCGCCAUCUACGGCGACACCAAGGCGACGGGGCAGGAGAUGAACGGGAAGAACUGGGCCAAGCUGUGCAAAGACUGCAAAGUCACCGACGGCAAAAGCGUCACCAGCACCGACGUGGACAUUGUCUUCUCCAAGGUGAAAGGGAAGACAGCUCGUGUCAUCAACUACGAGGAGUUCAAGAAGGCGCUGGAGGAGCUGGCCCCCAAGAGGUUUAAGGACAAGAGCAAAGAGGAGGCGUACGAAGCCAUCUGCCAGCUGGUGGCAGGGAAGGAGCCCAUUAACGUGGGUGUCACGAAAGCCAAGACAGUAGGAGCUGUGGAGAGGCUGACGGACACCUCCAAGUACACGGGCUCCCACAAGGAGCGCUUUGACGAGAGCGGCAAGGGCAAGGGCAAGAGCGGGCGGGAGAACAUCGUGGACACCAGCGGCUACGUCAGUGCCUACAAGAACGCGGGCACCUACGACGCCAAAGUCAAAAAGUAGGGACGGUGCCCGUGGCGCCACCGCCCCGGUCCCUGCGCGCCGGCCGUGGGGUCGGUGCACAGCCCUGGGACGUGCCCGUGAGGUGGGGCCCGGGAGGCCGCGCCGGGGCCGGCCCCAGGCUGGCGGGAUGUCGCUGCCCAGCGCUGGGGGGACUGGGGAAGUCACCGGGCCGCGAGCUCUGCCCCAGCGCUGCGCCCGUCCCACCCUGUGCUGUGAUUCCCCCGCCCUUCCUGUGUCCCCCGUGCUGUCGCCCCAGCCCCACACCGUACUAACAGCACUGCUCCUCAGGGCUCCCCUGCCCCGCCGGCACCCAGACCUUCCCUACCUCAGCCCCGGCUUUUGGGGCACCCUCCCUUGUCCCACCGGGGACCGCCGCCUGUCCUCCCCUCCCGGGGACCUGCCUUAACCCCGCACCAGUUACACCACAGCCGCCUCCUUCCUUCCCCGCCGGUGCCCUCACCUCGAGGCUGCCUGACUUUGCCGCUUGCCCAGCACCGCGGGAGGCUCCGACCCUGCGGUGCCGUUUGUGCCGGAGCCGCCGGGAUGCUCCUGGCCCAGCCCCACGAUGCACCCCCGGGAGAGUUUGGUGUCGCCUGGCCAUCUGCAAAGGUCUCCGACCUGAACCCCCUUGGCCUCCCGCUCCCUCCGUGAAGCCCAAACCAAAGGAUGCUGCAGGCCCACGCUGUAACCCGGCUCUGCAAUAAACCCCGUCCGCACUGA
This is a messenger RNA of Vidua macroura (Pin-tailed whydah), 1823 nucleotides long. RefSeq names its product tubulin polymerization promoting protein family member 3 (gene TPPP3). NCBI's taxonomy places the organism in Eukaryota, Metazoa, Chordata, Aves, Passeriformes, Viduidae. Gene Ontology annotation, cellular component: microtubule. The record is from RefSeq and is a predicted model, not a curated record. The transcript has 4 exons. Bases 573 to 1103 code for a protein of 176 amino acids. Gene Ontology annotation, molecular function: tubulin binding. Gene Ontology annotation, biological process: microtubule bundle formation; positive regulation of protein polymerization; microtubule polymerization.